AAUUGUUUUAUUCAAGUAAUUAGCUAAUGUAGUACGUGACUUGACAUUGACAGAGUUCUUCGUAGAUGUGUAUAUGCUUCAUUGGAGGUUGCUGCCAGUGCUAUAUUUAUAACUCUCGUUUCUCUGCAGACAGCAGGCUGUGAAAACGUGUAUCUUCCCGGUCCUUGUAUAUAGUGUGUGAGUGUGUGUUUGUGUGUGCGAAACCAAUCAAAAAUGGAAUUGGAUUAUUAUGUCAUCCUUGAAAUCACCAAACACGCCACAGAAGCAGAUGUUAAAAAAGCCUACAGAAAGCUUGCCUUGAAAUGGCAUCCAGAUAAGAAUCCAGACAACAAAGAAGAGGCUGAGAAAAGGUUCAAAGAGAUCUCCGAGGCUUAUGAAGUCUUGUCGGACAAGGAACAGAGGGCCAUCUAUGACAAAUACGGCAAGGAAGGACUGAGCGGUGGAGGGGGUGUACAGGAUGACUUCACCUUUAAUGGACCCUUCCAUCAUUUCCAUCCUUUCCACUUUAGAGACCCAGAGGAUGUGUUCAAAGAUUUCUUUGGAGGAAGAGAUCCUUUUGCUUCAUUUUUUGGUCGAGACAAUCCCAAUAACUUCCACGACUCUUUUCCAGGCUUUACACGACCCUCCAUGAACCUAUUUGGACAUUCUAAUUUUUUCGGAGAUAGCGGUCAACGUCGUAUGCAGAGAAGAAGGGAGAGAACUGACAGACCCUCGUCUUAUUCCCGCCGCGUGAGGGAUGUUGAACUUCGGAGUGCUCAUCAUCCAAUGACGGGUCACUCACCCCUGCAUCACUUUGGAUUUCCUAUGGGUUUUGGCUUCACAUCUUCUCUGUUUGAUGACCAUUUCGGAAUGCAUCAUAGACCUGGAUUCUCCAAUUUCAGUAGUACAUCUUUCAGUGGCCCCAGAAGUGGGGGAAACUUUAGAUCCACCUCUACAUCUACAAAAUAUGUCAAUGGCAAAAAGGUGGUGACCAGAAAGGUGGUGGAAAAUGGUAAAGAAACCAUAACCGUUACAGAAGAUGGUAAAGUGGUACAGCAUCUAGUAAAUGGUGAAGAGAAACAUGCAAUUAAAAACUGACCGGGGACCAGCAAUCAGAAAGCGCAUCUGUGUUAUUUAUAGUAACAAUAUCUAGUUCUGUCAAUCAUCAAGAGCUUAAUAUAUUUACUAUGUAAAUGGGUCAGAAUGGUGCAUUGGGGUCAGGUAAAAAAAUUUUGGGAUUGGACGAGUCUGGAUUUUAUCAGACUAUUAAUUCUUUGGUUAGAUCAGAAUAUUAGAUCUGAUUUAAUUAGGUCAUACACCAGAGUACCAGUAUAUCAUUUAUUCACUAUGUAAAAGUUAAUCUGUAUUAUAUCUAUUGGAAAAGAAGUAUUGUACUAUUAUUAUAAUAGAACAAGAUGUCUCUGUUUAUUUGUAAUAAUCUGGAUUAUAGAAUUUAGUGCAUAUGUAUGUAUUGGACUAUUUUGGACACAUAAAGAUUGUCUUUGGACAAGAUUUAUAAGUACAAAAUGGCUGAAUUUUGUUUGACCCAUUUCUUACAUGUAUGUGUAUAUGUAUGUUGUACAUCAGCUGUUCAUCUUGAAUGGCUUAAAAUAAUUUGUUUUCUCAGCAUUUUACCUGUGAUGAUGUUUCACGCUAUCUUUCUUGCUUAAGAUCAUUCAGUUGUAUUGAAUGAAAAACUAAAGGUAUGGUGAAAAAAAAAAUAUUGAAGUAUUAUAGUGAUGCUUUAAUGGAUUUAUUUAGAAAAUAAUUACUCCCUUGUUCUAAAUUUAGAUCCUGAUAUUGUUAGUAACACACUGAAUCUUUGAAUAUGUAUUUGUUGCUCUGCAGUGCCCUUAAAUCGGUGUACUGUGAACAAGCACUUGAACCCAGUGUUCUUUAUUUAAUGUACGUGGUCCCAAUAAUACCUUUCUGUGGAAAAAAAACGUAUUGGGCUGUAUUUUUAGGUUUUUAUUUUUACCCACUGAAAAUAAGAGGUGGAAGAUACUAAAUUUAUUCACUUGUUAUCAGAAUUGAUAUAUUGAUCGAUAAAAAGAUUUAAUAUUAAAUUCUUUGUUGGAAAGUAAUUUUGGGUAUAUCAUAUCAUUAUCGUUUGCCUGCAUAUCUCUCUUAAUAGAUGUCUGUAACUUUUAUUCAACAUAUAGUUGUGCCAUAGUGAAGACUUUGAUCCCAUGUACCAUAAUAUUAUUAUCUCUGUAUUGAAACAAUAUAUAAUAAUAAUUUAUGUAUUUUAAACAUUUUGCAUAUGUACUUGUAGCAGUUAUAUUUCUCUGCAUAUUGAUAUCAUUGUUUCUUUAAACUCUACAGUGAUGGUCAUGUUGUUAAUUCUUUAUUCAUCAUAUCUGGUGGAAGAGAUUUUCUGCUGGUGUUUGCUUAAUGAAAAAUUACAUUCUACAUAUUCAUUGUAUGUACUUUUAAAAUAAGUCAAGGAAUUGGAAUCAUCCUUUUUUGUUUUGGUAUCUGGAAAGUUUCAUGAUAAAGUUGCUCUGAGCUUUGGAUAGUGUUAAGUAUUUUUUUUCAGCCUGUAGAUAAUGGUGUAUAGCUUAAUAUAAACAGGUUAUAUAAAGCUAUGUGAAUGUGGUAGUUUUUUUCUCAUCAUUCAUUUUGUCAAGGCCAUUUUACAUGUAUAACCUUGACAUUCUAUGUAUAAAUAUCUCUGUCGUGGUUUAGUACAAAUGAAAGGGGCUGUGUCUCUGUCCAGUUGAUUUUUUUUUUUUGAAAUCUUCUUGUUUUACAUGAAUGUUAUCACUGUGUAAAUGUUAUUUCAUUUUACCAUGUUUGGCCAAAUAGCAAAGUAAAUGAGCUAUAUUUUG
This is a messenger RNA of Saccostrea echinata, 2810 nucleotides long. RefSeq names its product dnaJ homolog subfamily B member 6-like. Lineage: Eukaryota; Metazoa; Mollusca; Bivalvia; Ostreida; Ostreidae. Gene Ontology annotation, molecular function: Hsp70 protein binding. The transcript is spliced from 8 exons. Bases 214 to 1077 code for a protein of 287 amino acids. The record is from RefSeq and is a predicted model, not a curated record.